AUGAAUCCAACAAAUCCUGAUAUUGAUUCAUUCCGUCAGCAAACAUUCACUAUUGACUUACUUUAUGACAAUAACAGUAAUAAAUUAGAUGUUCAUUUGGCAACUCUCAGAAAGCAAAGAGGAGGCGGCCCCUUACCAAAAAUGACCGGAGAAAAACUAUUUGGUUUGGUGUUUGAUCUACGUUGUCAAGAAGCCGCUAUAAGGAUAACACGAAAAGACAUUUCUGAAUACAUCAAAACUGAACGCUGGAGGAAUGCAGGAUCUGCUGAACAGUAUCAAUAUAAGCUUUAUGCAAAAGAUGCUAAUGAUGAGGAUGAUAAUAAAUAUAGAAAAACGUACGAUCCAAAUGAACCUUUAAUAAACAUCAACAAUCCAAAUGGGGGUGGAUUUAGUUCGUUUUCUGGAAUGAAUUCAACAGAUAACUUUUUUAAUGGAUCAAAUUCAGCCAUUAAUUAA
This is a messenger RNA of Dentiscutata erythropus, 456 nucleotides long. NCBI's taxonomy places the organism in Eukaryota, Fungi, Glomeromycota, Glomeromycetes, Diversisporales, Gigasporaceae. The record is from the annotation of a GenBank genome assembly.